GAUUUUCAUUUAUACUUCACUGACAUCUCCGGACAGCUUUGGUCGCUAUUCCUCAUCUUAUACAUGUAAGGUUUUCAACGUCGAUGGCGUUUUCUUUAUACGAUGGAUCAUUCGUACUCCAAGGAAUGAUUCACAUGAUUUUGCUCGAUGGCUCUUGCUCAUUCUACUCUUUCCUCCAGAGCAAUAUGAUUUGAACCACAUACAUCGUGGUAUCUAAUCUGUUUUUGUCUCCAUACUCACGUUGAAUAACCCGUCCAUUGCUUCCAUCAUGUCUAUACAGCCAUUGCCUUCAGACGUAAUAGCACAAAUAAAAUCCUCUUCAACCAUUACUAGCCUUAAUGGUGUCAUCUUUGAGCUUGUUAAGAAUUGUCUGGAUGCUUGUUGCUCCAAGAUCGAUAUUGAUGUAGACUAUAGCCGUGGAAAUUGUACAGUAGAGGACAAUGGACUUGGUAUAUUGCCAUCAGAAUUCGGUGAGAUUGGAGGUCUGGGAAAGCUCUAUCAUUCUUCGAAGCUAAAUGCCUCGAAUCCAACUUAUGGGGGCCAUGGAACGUUUAUUGCCUCGUUAUCUGCUUUGUCCUUACUCUCAAUUACUUCGCAUCAUCACCUGCAUCACUCACACAAUUCGAUAAAUAUGCAUAGAUCCGAAAUUGUGUCACGCCAAACCCCAGCCCCCGAUCAACAUCAUCUUGCUUCUUCUGAACAUGGUACACGUGUAACUGUCAGAAAUCUCUUUGGUAGUAUGCCAGUACGUGUAAAGCAGAGAGCGAUUGGUUCUGAGAACCGGCAGCUUGUUGCUCAGGUGCGGGAUGGUUUACGUAAAGAUAUUGUCUCGCUGUUGCUCGCAUGGCCAAAAGAUGUAUCGGUAUCUAUAAUGGAAACUGGUACAGAACAGAAAUUUACCAUCCGAAGAUCUCUUACAAACUCUGAAUGGCGCCCGGUUGGUAGUGUUGAUCUUUUUAAUACUUGCAGUAUACUUUCCAAAGCCUCAUAUAUCGCAAUUGAUGAAAAGUCAUCCUGGAUACCUGUGAGUGGUUCCACGUCAAGCUUAAUUGUCAAUGGCGCGAUUUCUCUGAUCCCAAAUGCAACCAAGCACGUACAGUUUCUAGCAUUUGGGAUAGAUCCUCUGAUUUCCCAGGACAACUGUAGUUUUCUGUACGAAGAAAUUAAUCGUUGGUUUCUCAAAUCCUCCUUCGGAAAUCAAGAGGAGGUAAAUGAGUGUGAUGAGACUGAAUUGAAAAGGAGGUCCAAGGACCGAAGGUAUAAGGAUAAUGGGUACACCCACAAAGAGCUGAAGGGGGGGAGGAAGAGUGUUGAUCGAUGGCCAAUGUUUUACAUCAAUGUUCACCAGGUCGAUUCAUCAAACCAUUCAAGAUUCAAAUUUGACGACGUGUUAGACGAGAAGCGGAAUACUCUUGACAAUAUUCUGGAGUUUUUGCAGGCGAUUAUUGUAGAAUUCUUGGCCAAGAAUCAUUUUCGGCCGAAAUUGGCACGUGGGAACCGAUCUAAGAAAUUAGAUUUGGCCACUUCAUCGACAAAUUCAAAACUUCAGGAUCAAAUUGGACCAACUAAGGCCAACCGGCCUUGUCAAAAUAUGAUUGAUUCCUCAGCUACGCCGGAGUCUUCCAGUAUUGUCGACGAGAACCACGGCCAGAAAAGAGCAAGAAUAGACACGCUGGGAACGAAAGUAAAACUUCCUUCUUUUCGUCAGUCGCGCUUCGCGUUUGAUUCUCCUUUUGGGUCCUGGUCAAAAAUCAAAACUGGGAUUGAACAUCCACAUACAAAAUCUACAUAUAUGCCAGAAAGUUCAAGCACACCAGCACAAGUUAGCUCGAAGCCGCAGGCGCGAGCAGCAACACCUUUGAUUUCUAAAUCGGGACAAUUGAUUCGCUGCCCUUUCGAAGAAAGUCAAGCAUCAAUCUCCAAAGCAACACCAUUCGUUAAUGAAGUGCAAGAAUCAGACGCAAGUGGGGAUGAAUUGGUUGUAUGGGUCAAUCCUGCAAACAAGGUCAAAUCUCUAGUAAACCGGCGAACGGGCCUUGUGGUAUCCGAAAAAAAGGAGGACAGAAAGAACGAGACACAACUUGUUUCCAAUUCAUCUUCUCGUUUGAAUGUGGCCAAAAGGUCUCGCAUAAGCGAUAAGCAACCGAUUCCGUGGAUCGAUGACAUCUUGAACAGGUGGGAGAAUCCAAUUUUCGCUCCUGUUGAACCCUCAAUACCUCAAGUAUCCGUUGAUGGCUUAAAUCUGGAGACACAAGAGAUUAUACAUGGUCGUCAUCAAUAUUGUUCCCAAGUUGAAAUCGAGAGGGCAUUCAAAGAAACUUCUUCAGGACUUCAUGGGCGCAUUUCAAAGGAUGCUCUACGAGAUGCAGAGAUCAUCUCACAAGUAGAUAAGAAAUUCAUUCUAGCUAAGCUACAAAGGCGAUCUGUGGAUGGAAAGUAUUCAAAUACUCUUCUCGCGAUUAUUGAUCAGCACGCAGCAGACGAACGAGUUCGAAUAGAAGCUCUUUUGUCUGAUUUUCUUACAUACCCCACAGUCUCAGUAGCUCCAGCUUCAGUAUCAGUAGUCACUACCCCUCUUGAGAAGCCCCUCAGCUGUGAUAUCUCAACUAAAGAUUCUCAACUUUUUCGUAACCACAAGAAACAUUUUUCCUAUUGGGGAAUCAUUUAUUCGGUUUCGCCAACGGGUACCAGUAUCACCGUUCAACAACUCCCGCCUUUGAUAACUGCCAGGCUUGCUGCAAAUCCAAGCUUACUCCUUCAUAUUCUCCGUACAGAGCUUUAUUCGUAUCAUGAGCAUCCAACGUCGCAUCCUGCCAUCACCCCAGAAUCCACUUGGAUUGAGAGGAUAGCUCACAUCCCAAAGGGCAUCUUGGAGCUGUUGAAUAGUAGAGCUUGUAGGACUGCAAUCAUGUUUAAUGAUGAGCUUGGUGUCGACGAGUGUAGGGAAUUGGUGAAAAGAUUGGCCAAUUGCAAGUUUCCUUUCAUGUGUGCACAUGGGCGAGUUAGCAUGAUACCACUUGGGGAAGUUGGGAUGAUGACAGGAAUGAAAGUAGGUGGAGACCACUCUGCACAGUUUGAUCAAGGAGAAAAAGCUGGGAAUCAUGAUGGAACGUUCGGUGCUGAAUGGAGAAAAUGGAUGAGCCGGCGAGGAGGGAAUUAGUAAACAACUACAAGUUCAUCUUAAUAAACUCAAAAAGUGAAUUUCAGGAGUCUUAAUUCAUUUACCGGGCCUAGUUUAUCCGAGUUGGGGAACGCGCUAAGCUUGUAAAACUUAUUCAGAAGCUCGGAAACCUCAAGACCUUCUCGAUACAACAACGACAACAACAAGCCACGUUACAAAUACAACCACAUCUACGACUGCGACUACA
Botrytis cinerea B05.10 is the source of this 3368-nucleotide messenger RNA. RefSeq names its product Bcmlh3 (gene Bcmlh3). Gene Ontology annotation, cellular component: mismatch repair complex. The record is from RefSeq and is a predicted model, not a curated record. Gene Ontology annotation, biological process: mismatch repair. The transcript has 2 exons. Lineage: Eukaryota; Fungi; Ascomycota; Leotiomycetes; Helotiales; Sclerotiniaceae. Bases 269 to 3160 code for a protein of 963 amino acids. Gene Ontology annotation, molecular function: ATP hydrolysis activity; ATP binding; ATP-dependent DNA damage sensor activity.